This is a messenger RNA of Mercenaria mercenaria, 2439 nucleotides long. RefSeq names its product fatty acid desaturase 6-like. The transcript has a single exon. Gene Ontology annotation, molecular function: oxidoreductase activity, acting on paired donors, with oxidation of a pair of donors resulting in the reduction of molecular oxygen to two molecules of water. Gene Ontology annotation, biological process: lipid metabolic process. The record is from RefSeq and is a predicted model, not a curated record. Gene Ontology annotation, cellular component: membrane. The coding region runs from base 64 to 1119 and encodes 351 amino acids. NCBI's taxonomy places the organism in Eukaryota, Metazoa, Mollusca, Bivalvia, Venerida, Veneridae.
CCAUGUGAUCUCUUGGCUGUCAUUGGUAUCAAAAUAAUCAAAGGCCAUUACAUUCGCCCGAAAAUGGACGUAAAAGCGCGGACAAUGGGAAAGAAUGAAAAUAAUGUGUAUGAUACUGUGAAACUGGAUACACUUCCGAAGUUUUCGGAUCUAAGAUCAAAGGUUGAUGUUAUUCUGAAACAAAGUUCUUGGUGGGAUUUUUACGGUGUGGACUGGGCAAUCAAUGGACUUUUUCUACUUCUUCUGCCUGUCAGUUUGCUGCUUAUAAGAGCAGAAGAAUGGCUCUACAUGGCACUUGGUAUAUUUCUUUUAGGCUGGAUUCAUUCGGUAUUUGCGACAAAAAGUGGACACCUAGCAGCGCAUGGAUCUUUGAGUAGCAACAAAGUUUGGAGCCGACCCCUGUCGGUUUUAUUUGUUGAAGUGAUUGGAGCAUUUUCCGAAGAAAUGGCGUAUGACAUUCAUAUCAAAGAACACCACCCUUACACGAACAUUAUUGGUAUUGGUGACUCCAGCACGUGGAAAGUGCCAUUUCUACCGAGAUAUGUAUAUAUGUUCAUGGCUCCAGUGCUUAUACCACCCCUUGCUCCACUUGUCUCCAUUGCUGGGCUCGUAGAGAAGAGGUCAUAUUUCGGAAUAAUGAAGUACUUAAUUCGUGCAGGUUUUGGACUGUUUGUAAUUCUUUAUUUACUAAUGACAGUUUCACACUGCAGUUUAUGGGGUGCUGUAGGUAUUAUUUGGGCAUCGAGAGCAGUUCUUUCGAUUCCUUACAUCCAUGUGAACAUUUUCCAACACAUCGGAUUACCAAUGUACAAGAAAGAGAGCAAGCCGGUACGAAUUUACCAAAUGGCAACAGGGGUGUUAAAUCUGCCCAGCAAUCCAGUACUUGACUAUGCUUUUGGACACUCCAUCAUGAGCUGUCACGUGGAACACCAUUUGUUCCCGCAAUUGUCAGACAAUAUGUGUUUAAAAAUCAAACCAAUUGUGUCAAAGUUUUUGAAAAACAGUACAUUACCCUACAACGAGAAAACGUACAUGAACAGGCUUCGACUUUUCAUUGACAAGUACGAUACAUUGAUGGUCAAUGCCCCACCAAUAACACACUUUGUUGGAAUCCAGUGAGCUUCGUGUUGACUAACCCACGACAAUCAUGUGUUACGUUUUUCUGCACUUGAAUCAAAUGAUCGAAAAUUGUUAUUUGAAUUGCUGCUUCAAUUAUGUAUCAGGCACAGUGCAUGUUGAUUUUUUAAAAGGUAUAUUAGACACAAACUUCAUAUUAAAAAGUAUGAAAAUUUACUACAUAAAGUUUGUGUAAGCAUGAAAUUAGCAUGUGUGUAUUUAAAGUACUGUGAAUCAUUUUUAAAAUAGUACACGCUUUAUACAUGUGCAGCUAAACACAAUAUAAAUAUGUACUAACACUAAAAUUUGAAAGUUUUUUUAACGUAUGGCAUUAAAUUAUGAAUCUAGGUCUACACACAGAUAAUUUUAUAUUUAGUAAAGGUAAAUAUAUACAUCUGGUGAAGAAUUUCUACAUUUGAAGUUAAUAUCUAAGGAUAAAAUAUUUAAAUGAAAAAUGGACAUUUGAUUUAUCUUUAAUAUGAUGCUUUUUAUUACUUUUUUAGAAACAAACCUUUUAAGUUGUACAACAUGUAGUUUAGAUUAAGUAAUCGGAACUGCAUCAUCUACGUAAUGUUGUCUGUAUGUUAAACAGAAAUCUGUCUAUGCCAGAAUGCUUUUCCCAGAUGGAAUUGAUUAGGUUUUAUCUCUACAUUUCUAGUCUAUUUACUGAAAAAAAUUCAGUUUUACCUCCAUUCUUUGUUACAAUUUCUUUGUAACUUUCUGUUCUACUAUUAAACAUGACCAGUUAGCCAACCAGCGACAGUCACAGGCAGUAUGUGAUAUAUUUGUUUAAAAUGUUUUUCGCUUACAUUGAAGUUAUUUAUACACUCAUUUACCAAUAAGUAUAAGAUGGAAAUGAAAUUCACCAUUAAACCGUAAUCAGGCUUCCACGAAUUUUUCUUUAAUUUAUCUUUUUUUCUUCCAUUACGAUUGCGUGACUUUAGGCGAGGUAUAAAGAUACAGUUGUUCGUUUGACUUUUAGAUGUUUAUACAAGCCCUACUGUUUUAUGUGUAAAAGCAUCUAUCCGUCUUUUUCAUCUGUCUAUCCUUAAAAUCAGUCGAUAUAAGACACAUUAUGGACCUCACUAAAAAAUGGUAAUGUUUCUGGAAACUGUUGAUUGUCGAGUACUGUUUCUUAAUAUAAUCUUGUAUAUAGAGGAAACAGAUGACUAGUAUUCUGUGUUAUACAUGCUAUGCGCCAGUUUUUAUAUACAUUCUCAGUGUCAUUGUUAAUUUUUAAUUUUUGAUUUUGUAUAUUUAUACGUUGUGAUUAUUUUGAUUUUUGUAAUUUAGCACUAGUUAAUGAAUAAAUAGUUUUGUUUU